Theobroma umbraticum is the source of this 1596-nucleotide messenger RNA. RefSeq names its product histone acetyltransferase of the MYST family 1. Gene Ontology annotation, molecular function: transcription coregulator activity; chromatin binding; histone acetyltransferase activity. Lineage: Eukaryota; Viridiplantae; Streptophyta; Magnoliopsida; Malvales; Malvaceae. Gene Ontology annotation, biological process: regulation of transcription by RNA polymerase II. The record is from RefSeq and is a predicted model, not a curated record. Gene Ontology annotation, cellular component: nucleus; chromatin.
AUCUUGAGCCCACUCGAAGUCUGAAGCCUCUCGAACCGAAGCCACCGAAAUGGGUUCCAUGGACACACCGACGAUUACAGAGAACGGUACAACUCAGUCUCACACAGCCGCGGCGGCGGCCGACGGCGAACAGAAGCCUUUGGCUUCUUCAAACGGCGCGCCAGCCGAGAUGACGCUGGAGUCGGAGGCAACGAAAAAGAGGAGGGUGGGUAUGCUACCUCUAGAGGUGGGUACUCGCGUGAUGUGCCGGUGGAGGGAUGGCAAGUAUCAUCCCGUCAAAGUCAUCGAACGUCGUAAGGUGCAUUACGGUGGACCCAAUGAUUACGAAUAUUAUGUUCAUUACACCGAGUUUAAUAGGAGACUUGAUGAGUGGGUGAAGCUUGAACAGCUUGAUCUUGAUUCAGUUGAGACUGUUGUUGAUGAAAAGGUUGAAGACAAGGUAACAAGCUUAAAAAUGACACGCCAUCAAAAACGAAAGAUAGAUGAGACACAUGUAGAGGUAGGUCAUGAGGAGCUAGAUGCUGCUAGUUUGCGCGAGCAUGAGGAGUUCACAAAGGUAAAAAAUAUAGCGACCAUAGAACUUGGAAGAUAUGAAAUUGAGACGUGGUACUUCUCCCCCUUUCCACCAGAAUACAAUGACUCGUUGAAGUUGUACUUUUGUGAGUUUUGCCUCAACUUCAUGAAACGCAAAGAGCAACUUCAAAGGCACAUGAGAAAGUGCGAUCUGAAGCAUCCCCCUGGGGAUGAGAUAUAUCGAAGUGGUACGCUGUCAAUGUUUGAGGUUGAUGGCAAAAAAAACAAAGUUUAUGGGCAGAAUCUUUGUUACUUGGCGAAGUUAUUCCUUGACCACAAGACCCUUUAUUAUGAUGUUGACCUGUUUCUGUUUUAUGUUUUGUGUGAAUGCGAUGAUCGAGGUUGCCAUAUGGUUGGAUAUUUUUCCAAGGAAAAGCAUUCUGAGGAAUCCUAUAAUUUGGCAUGUAUCCUCACCCUUCCUCCUUAUCAAAGGAAAGGCUAUGGAAAGUUUUUAAUUGCCUUCUCAUAUGAACUUUCAAAGAAAGAAGGUAAAGUUGGCACACCUGAAAGACCACUGUCCGACCUAGGGCUGUUGAGCUACAGAGGGUACUGGACGAGGGUUCUUUUAGACAUCUUGAAAAAGCAUAAAGGAAAUAUCUCCAUCAAGGAGCUGAGUGACAUGACAGCUAUAAAGGCAGAGGAUAUAUUGACCACUCUUCAGAGUCUAGAACUGAUUCAGUACAGGAAAGGGCAGCACGUUAUCUGUGCAGAUCCCAAGGUAUUGGAUCGUCAUCUAAAAGCUGCUGGCCGUGGUGGUCUUGAGGUUGAUGUUAGCAAAUUGAUCUGGACACCAUACAAAGAACAGAAUUGAUGCUAAAUGCUACUAACGAGUUUGUCUAACUAGUUGCUGUUUACUAGGAAUUUGUAACUUCUCAUGUUUGUAUAAAAUAGAGGUUAGAAAUUAGUAACUUGCUCGUCCUGCUACCAUGACGUGCUUUAUUGCCUUGCCAUCACAUGCGAUGACAAGCUAACUUGUAUACGUGUUAUACAAAGAGAUACAAUGUAAUGACUCUUUUCCUGUUA